UGUACGCCUGGCUUUUUCUCAACCACAAACCUAACAAGGAAAAAAUCCUGUAAACGUACUAAAAGCAUUUUUCCCACAGAGAAGAAAGAAACCUCCGGUUGGAAAGACAUUUUCUCGCACAGUACAUCUCUUUUGGGAUUUGAGGUGGAGUUAUGGAAAAGAUGAAGUUCACCAGUUCGUCCUUGGAGAAUGUUUUCCUCUAUUUCUCUAUUUCUUUGCUGUUAAUUAUUCCGUGCCUACGUCUAUGCAAGGCAGCGGAUACGUUUUGCAACAGCACAGGCAAGAUCAGAGAGGGAAGUAAAAUGGAGCAAAACAGAAAUAUAGUUGUCGAUAAUCUUGUCCACCACGCAUUUCAAUCUGGCGGUUUCAAUACUAGUGUCUCUGGGCAAAGCCCAAAUCACAUUUACGGCCUUCUUCAAUGCAGGGGAGAUUUGACAGCUGAGAAAUGCUACGCUUGCUCGAUGGAGAUAAAUUCCACGGUACUAAGAUUGUGUGCACAUGAGGCACACGCAGUAGUUUUCUUUAACGACAAGUGCUACCUGCGCUAUGAUACUUCCAAUUUCAUUGGAAAACUGGAUAACACCACCGAGCUAUACCGUAUAAAUGGUGAGAACGCCACAAAUCCUGCUGCCUUUAGUUUGGCCAUUAAGCAACUCUUCUCCAAUUUGUUGGCUAAAGUGGGCGAGUCGUCUAUUCUAUAUGCCUCUGGUUUCACUUCUGGGUAUUCCCAGAUUACCAAGAUUUAUGGUCUCAUUCAGUGUGAAAGAGAUAUUUCUGGUGAGGAUUGCAAAGCAUGUUUGGCCAGGGGAAUUGGUGGUCUGGUGAAUAAGAGUGAAGGAGGAUAUCGUCUUGGAGGUGUGGGUUGGUUUGGAACUUGCUUGGCUAUCUAUCAAAAUUAUCCUUUCUAUGAUUCUGCAUCACCACCUCCAUCAUCAACAAUUUUACCUUCAUCAAAAGAGUCUUCAAACAAAAUACCCAUAAUUCUGGGUUCUCUUGGUGGCUUCAUAAUCCUCGUGUUGUUGGUAGGAGGGCUGCUUACUAUGCGCAGAAAAUUGAAGCCUGCAAAAUAUGGGGAGGGUGGAUUCCAAGGUAUUGAAUUAGGAGGUGAAGUAGACUGGCCCUUUGAUCUGCAUCAUCAAAUAAUAUUUAAUUUGAAAACGUUAACAGCUGCAACUAGAGAUUUCCAUGAGGAUAACAAGCUUGGAGAGGGUGGAUUUGGCGCUGUGUUCAAGGGCACUAUGCCUGAUGGAAGAGAGAUAGCAGUCAAGAAGCUGUCCCUACAAUCUUCACAAGGAAAGAAAGAAUUCGAAAAUGAGGUCAAGCUGUUGGCCAAGAUUCAACAUCAAAAUCUUGUAAAUCUUCUUGGAUGUUGCACAAAAGGAUCAGAAAGUUUGCUUGUUUAUGAAUACUUAGUUAACAACAGCCUUGACAAAAUACUAUUCGAUCCACAACGGAGUGGAGAGCUAGAUUGGCAGAAGCGUUUCAACAUCAUAAUUGGAGUAGCUCGUGGGCUUUUGUUCUUACACAAUGAUUCUCAUCCGCGAAUAAUUCAUCGCGACAUGAAAGCAAGUAAUAUUUUGCUAGAUGAACAAAUGAAUCCCAAAAUAGCAGACUUUGGGAUAGCACGAUUGUUUCCAGAAGAUGAGACUCAUGUUAGCACACGAGUUGCUGGAACAUAUGGUUAUUUGGCACCAGAGUAUGCCAUGCAUGGUCAGUUGUCUGACAAAACUGAUGUGUAUAGCUUCGGUGUUGUACUUUUGGAAAUUGUAAGUGGAAGAAAGAAUACAGAUUCUCAACUUUCUGAUGGAGUCCAAGGCCUUCUAGAAUUGGCAUGGGAAUGUUACAGCGGAGGAAAUAGUGUGGAUGUAAUUGAUAAAAGUAUAGUUGAAAACUGCCCAAUGGAGGAAUGUUUUAGAUGCAUUCAUGUGGGUCUACUUUGUACACAAGCAGAGGCGUCUCUUCGUCCACCAAUGUUUACCAUCUACUCAAUGCUUUCAAAAUUUUCCAUCACCAACUUACCAAAUCCCACAAAGCCAGCGUUUGUAAAUGCUACACAAUGAAUAAACCUACAUCUAGAUCUUAGAAACACUUCUCCAUCAAUUUCAUCUGCUUCGUCUCCUAGCUAUGCUUCCAUGAUAAUUACAUUGGCUAUUUGGGAUCUAUGGUUAUGGCCAAUGGAGGGGAUGAACAAUGACUACAACAUUUUAAACUUCUUACAGUAGGCUUAAUCACUUUUUUUAUUCAAGAAUUAUUAAAAGCUUUAUAAUUGUUGGUGUUAAUAUUUUUCCUUAAUAUAUAUUUUCAUCUGAAAAA
Messenger RNA from Cryptomeria japonica (Japanese cedar), 2313 nucleotides. RefSeq names its product cysteine-rich receptor-like protein kinase 10. The transcript is spliced from 7 exons. The coding region runs from base 153 to 2060 and encodes 635 amino acids. Gene Ontology annotation, biological process: protein phosphorylation. Lineage: Eukaryota; Viridiplantae; Streptophyta; Pinopsida; Cupressales; Cupressaceae. Gene Ontology annotation, molecular function: ATP binding; protein kinase activity. The record is from RefSeq and is a predicted model, not a curated record.